GAAGCAACCCGAAUAGAGAGAAGAGAUUCCGUAUUAUAUACGUUUAAUAUUUAUUAUCUAUAUAUUAAUAAUUGCAAACAGUUUAUUUAUUUAUAUUUAUGAUCUUAAAUUACCGUAAAAAUGUUUCAAUUCGGUCCAAAGAAACAUAAAACGGAUGAACCAAUAUUUUUUGAUGGAUUCUGCUACUCACGUUCAAAAAAAUCAGAUGAUAACAAUACAAUAUAUGUUGAAUGUCAUGAUAGGAUAAGCAAAAAAUGUCCAGCUCGAGGAAUAUUAAAUACUGAAGGGUCAAGAGUUCUGUUAACAACAAAUCAUAAACAUGCAAGAAAUUUCGAUGAUCAUGUUAUUUAUACGUUUAAACGUGAUCUUUAUAGAGCAGUAACUUCAAGCUACCGUGAUCUACGUUUAAUAUAUGACGAAAUAACUAUCAGGCACGCUGAUGCAGCAACACUAGUACCCUAUAUUAGUAUUGUAAAAACUAUGCAAACGUGGCGUAAAAAUAAUCGUCCACCAGUUCCUAAGACGCUUCAAGAGUAUGUUGAGCGAUUGAAUUCUGAUUACUGGAGGAAGUUUUUUAUUCCUCCUAAUAGUAAUUUAACUGUUAUUAAUGUUAGAGGAACUGAUGGAUCAGUAGCAACUGUAUUUAUUGAUGCGAAUUUGCUACAAAAUUUUCAAAGUGUUCACCUAUAUGCUGAUGCAACUUACAAAAUAUGUCCACAAGAGCCUAAAAAUAAAAUAUAUCAAUUUUUCACUAUAAUGGCGACAUUCGAUGAUACUUACAAAUAA
This is a messenger RNA of Microplitis mediator, 786 nucleotides long. RefSeq lists its product as uncharacterized. Lineage: Eukaryota; Metazoa; Arthropoda; Insecta; Hymenoptera; Braconidae. The record is from RefSeq and is a predicted model, not a curated record. The transcript has 4 exons. The coding region runs from base 121 to 786 and encodes 221 amino acids.